This is a messenger RNA of Clonostachys rhizophaga, 1413 nucleotides long. The record is from the annotation of a GenBank genome assembly. Lineage: Eukaryota; Fungi; Ascomycota; Sordariomycetes; Hypocreales; Bionectriaceae.
AUGCACCUGCCCGCAGAGAUAAUCAGCAAGAUCUUGGAGGAGUUGAUCAAUGUUCCCGAGACGAAGUUUCACCCAUUCGAUGCUGACAGUUCCUUCUCGCGCCGUAUCUUAUGGGAGGAUGUGAUUUGCACAGAUCACUACGAUAACCAUCGAAUCAAUGUAGGCCAGUCAGCCCUCGCGCUUCGCCUGAUCUCACGGGAAUGGAAUCGAUGGGUGACAGCCACGAUGCAAAAACAUUUCACAUGGAAGGUCGACUUUGGCUCACCCGACUCUCUCAGGAAGGCUUUGGCUUGUCUUCCGGAGCUAAAUGAAGGUUCUGCUCAAGGCAAUGGAAUAUUGCCGACUCGCGAGAUUGUCAGACGACUGGUGGUUAAGCCUGGGAAGGAGGCUCGUUUCAUAUUCGUCAUGGGUCACCCCAAGAAAUGGAAUCUCAAUGACCUUCUGCUUCAACUGUUCCGCCGUUUGGGACACGUGGAAUCUUUUGCUCUGCAUUUCCCACCAGGGAACUCAAAUGAUCCAGAUGUAGCCAACUCCUUUAUCGAAGCAGUAGCCCACUGCUUCCAUCAGACCAAAUCAUCGACUCGUAUAACAAGUCUUCAGCUCAAGGUUCCCAGUACCUAUCAUGCAGCACAGGCCUUCCAAGCCAUUCUGCCCGAUAGGCCGGUGCAAAUCCGGAACCUUCUGGUCGAAAUCCUCGAUUCCUCCGGGAAGUCGGGAAGCAGAGACUAUCUGAGGGAAUCAUAUAUGGAGGACGAAGACGUUGAUGGAACCGCGGAAGAAUCGGAAGAUGACGAAGCAGCGCUAGACUACGACUCGAGCUUUGACAGAUCGCCGCUUCAGCGAAGAUACCCGAACAGACGACACCAACAAGAACUAUGGGAGUGCAUCACUCUAUGCAAAAACCUGGAAGCGUUGAGUAUUCAGGGUACUCAUUACCUCGAUUUGGGCCGGCUUCGCUGGCCAGGUCUGUCUAAUUUUACAGACCUUCGUGUCCUUCAUCUUGGCCGGCUCUAUAGCGGUGUCACGCCCAUCCAGAAACUUAUCAUACGGUGGGGGAGACCACCUUCUCUACGGAAGCUUUCUCUACGGAAGCUUAUAAUAGACGACGUGAAAAUGCCAUUGGACGAAGGAAUAUGGGGCGCAGUUCUUCAUUUUCUUUUGGAUGAAUGUCCAGAUCUCGAAUUGUUCUUUGUCUAUAAUUUGAGUUAUUUUAGUGAUGUCGGCCGGGCAUGCGGUCUCAGCUCACCAGAAGAUGGCACUGUCAUUGAUUCUAGUGAAGAUGAUGAUUCGGAACCAUUGGAAGAACUUGUUCAUAUAUUCGCGGACAAAUGUGGCAGUUCUGAUACCUGGCCGUAUUGGCUGAGGGAGAUGGGAGAAUCUUUGGACAUCCUGGAGGAUUACCAGAAGAAGUGA